Molecule: messenger RNA, 5144 nt
Organism: Musa acuminata subsp. malaccensis (wild Malaysian banana)
Lineage: Eukaryota; Viridiplantae; Streptophyta; Magnoliopsida; Zingiberales; Musaceae
Source: RefSeq, a predicted model, not a curated record
GCAAGUUGUUGAGAGGUGGGGACGUCUUGGCUUCUCUCUUUGCCGCUUCUACACGGCUGUUCAUCUCCCUAUCUUUUUCUCUAUCGAUCUCUUCCGUCUCUUCUCCCGCGGAUGGAUCCGAUCAGGUAAGAGUCGUGCCGGGUGCAGAUCUUUUCGUCUGUGACUUUCUUUUUUCGGGUUUUUUUGGGGGGGUCUUUGAGUUGUUUCGGAGAAGGUUGUGGGGGAGAUCUGCAUAGAACAAAGACAGCGGAGGAGGACGGGCGGAUCGAGCAUGAGCAGUUUCUUCCCUGGGAAGGUUUGGGGUUCUUUUUGGGUUUAGUAAACGUCUCGGAUGCACUGGAUGCUGUAUUGGCGUGAGAUUCAAAAUAAUCCGUACCUAAGCCGAAGAGAAAUUUGUUAUGGUUCAAGCGAUGUGCUGGGAAUCUACGCCGGAUCUGUUGGUCUUACGAUUUCAUCUUUUUGAAAGUUGAGUUGAGAAAAGCAAUGAUCUGAUAGUCUUUUAAGGCAGAAGGGGAAUCGGCAGCUUCGGUGGCCGUUGCAAGAGCUCUAUGAUGGUUCUUGUGGUUGAUGGUGGUGCACCUUCACAUUCUGAUAAUAGAUUAGUUGAUACUGCAUCAGCAUAGAUCAUUCUAUGUUUCACUCCGUUUAAGAGAAUUAAGAUAGGUUAUCUCUUGGUCAGCCAUAAUCUUAGCAAAUGCAGCUACAUAAAGAGUUUGAAACUGACCAUUCAGAUCAUCACUCUGGUGAGUCUAUUUCAGGUAUGCCAAUAAAAAAAAGGCUGUUUCAUUUGUCACAGUGCUCAUCUUCUCUGUCCCAAGAAACAUGUACAAUGCCCCAUAAUUGUCGGGGGCAACCUAAAAAGUUCUUUCUCGAAGAAGAAUCUUCUGUUUCAGAGAAUGGUGCUGCUCUAGCACUAGACACCAAUACCAUUCCUAAAGACUUCCUAAAGUCUUCCUCCGCAUUAUCUGGUCAGAAAUCUUAUUUUUAUGGUCCUAACAUGUCAAUGUUUCAUUCAAGUGCUGUCCAAGCUGAUCAUGAGAACAUGGAACUCAAGAAAGCCACAAGUACUUUCAAGGGAUCAAAUAUGGUGGAAGAUCCGAACAUAGAUAACAGAUCAUCCCUUAGCUUGAGUAUGGAAAAAGGAAAACAGUUAGCACAACUCGGUAUAUCUGAAAUGGUUAUAGGUGACAGGCAUAUUGAAGGGAAAUUUGCUUCAAGUGAUGUGCCUGCAUUUAGAGGCGUUGAAACAACAUCCAAUAUGCGUUUAACAUCAUGUAAUGAUAAGAAAUAUCAUGGUUACAACUCAUUGGAGCGAGAGAAAGUUGAAAUGUGUUCAAUGGAUCUGCCUCUGGUCAAGGGGUCACAACAUCUGAAUCCAACCAUGCACAAUGACUUGGAUCCAAAAUAUGGUUCUGCUCAUCACUGUGUGAACAGAGUAAAUUGGGAUUUGAAUGUUCCGAUGGAAGUAUGGGAUGCCAGCAUAAAUGAUUCAAUUAUAGAACACAACAUCAAUAAUAGGUUAAAUCAGAGGGCCAUGCACCAGCAAAACAUUGACAGAUGCCUUUUCCAAACUACUCUAGGGACCAUUGGGAGUGAUUUGACAUUAGGAACAUCUAUGGUUGAGAAAAAUCAUUGCAGCCCCAGAUUGACAGAUCUGGGAAUGCCUGCUGAUGACGAUAGAGAGUAUGAAGGUGGCUUGGAAUUGCAGCUUAGACCACCUAGCCGGCCGGAGUUACGAAUUAAAUGGGGAAAGAUAGUGCCUCCCGAUCUAAGUCUGUCGUUGACUGGGAAUCUUUCAGAUGCAUCUCGUAGAGUUGUGAAACCUGAACCAUGUGAGGACAACAGUCAUAAAGAAACUGAAAAUUUUCAACUUAGUAGUCUAAAACCAGUGGGUAUUAGCCUUGUGAAAUCUGAACCAUGUGAUGAAAGUUCUCAGGGUGAAGCUUCCAGUGUAGCUGUUCCCUUUGAUCAGGAACCUUCAGUAGGCAGAAUGAGGAAAUCAGAAGCACCUCAGGAACUUGAGGGAAAGUCAUCAAAUCUGGAGUUGGAGAGUCAUCUAUUAACAUCGUGUUGUACAACUACAGACAUCCCAUUAAGUAAGGUUAAGGCUGUGGUUUUGAACUCUAAUGUUGUGCUUCAUGAUGGUAGCCCAGUUAUCCCUGAUAAUUUAAAGAUAAAAUCUGGUGAAAGCACUUGUCUAGCCUUAGACUGCACCACAGUAUCAGGUGCUAGUAUACCUUGUAAAGCUGAGGUUAUGCUUACGGACACUUGCACUCACCAUGAUUCACAAAAGAGUACUGUUAAACCAUUGGAUAUGGUUGUAGACUCUGUCAUUUCUGAUGCAAAUGGAUUUAUUACAAAUGAAACAGAAAUUUCUGAAACUGCUGAGGUAGCUUCUACACUGCAUCAUGAAUCUCUGGUUUCUGAUCUUGAAGAACCCAUGGCUUGUGAUGGUAUGUCCGAAGGUAGUGCUGAAAUGGACGUCUCAGGUGGUGAAUAUUAUACUUCACCGAAAGUAGUUGCUAGAGAUGAUCUUCAUGUUAGUGACAAAAGUGGUGUAUCAAGUGGUGGAGACCAGGACAGCAUGGACUUGCCUGCUGAGAUUCAGACAGAGCAGCCUAAUGACGAUGACCUACAGUUGGAUGCUUCUAAUUGUCUAACGUGUUCAAGAGAUGAGAUCAGUAGAUCUGAAGGUGGUGAUCUUGAGGACAAAGGUGCUGAUCUUAGAGAUCCUGUGCCACAAUGUGCAAAUGAGGUUUCAUGUGACCAUGACGAGAAAAGAGUACAUGGAUAUAUGUCACAUUGUGCCAAUGAGGUUCCAUGCAAGAAUGUAAAGGAGGUACAGGGAGAUGUUGCUACAGCCUUGUUUAGUUCAAACAGUGUUCCCAUCAUUGUGGAAGUACAUUUGGAUAAAAAAGGAAAACAAAUAGUUUCUCAGGAGGCAAGGAGUGGUCAUAGUGCCAAAGAUAUUGAUGGGAACAUGAAAGAUGAUAAAAAGCAGACAAGUUGUGACUUGACAACAGAUGUGCAUGAAUUAUCAGUCACUAGAGUGCUAAGGGCGUCUUCUAGUAAGAGGCUUACAAAACCUUGUCAUGGAGUAAUAGAGAUGCGCCUUGGAAAGGACAAGGUCUCAGAGAUGAAGUCAAAUUCCUUCGAUGCGAUUGCAAAAACCAAUCGGGAUAACUUGGGCAAAUGGCAGAUUAGCGGUAAGUAUGCCAGUGCAUCUAUUAAGCAUCCGGAAUUGCCAGAGAGAGAUUUUGAUGUCAGUGGCAUUGUAAAUAAGCAUGUUGAUGAUGCAGGUAGCCAUAACCACAUUAAGAAUGCUGAUGCUAGCUGUAAGAAUAGACAGAUUGAAAAGGUAAGUUCACCUACUAUUAAGUCAUUUGGCCAGAGGAGGCCUAUUUCUGCUUGGACAGUUCCAUCUGGGACUGAGGAGAGAGUGAUUAUUAAGCAGAGGCAAGACAGAUUGUAUUCUGAAGGGAGAAGGCCUUCAAAAGUUGAAAGUAGGAAGAAUCAAGGACAGCGUAUUGAUGAAUGUGAUUCUAACUACAGAAGCACCAGAAGGCAUGGCAACCAGUAUUUUGAUCGGGAUUCUGACACCCAGUAUGCACCAGAACUUAAUAAUCCAGGGAAGCACCAUCUCCCGAAGCUGAGUAAACGGCUGGAAAUUCCAUUUGGCUCUGUUGGGAAUGCUGGUAGAUUAUUGAGAAAGCCAAUAAAUGAUCAGCCAAAUAAUUCAUCUCGUUUUCCAUCUUGGAGGCAGUUGCCAGGGCACCAAGAGGUACCAUCAUUGCUGGGUGCCCGAAGUGCUGGAUUCCCAGCAAAGAACACUACGUCAAACAGGUUCAUUGGGAGAAAAAUCCAUGAUGACACUCUACUGGCUCAUGAGGACAAUAUGAUUGGGAAUUUACCUGGUGAAAUGGUAGAUAAUGUAUUGUAUUCACGCCCGAACCUGCAAUAUGAGCCAACUGAGAAUGAUCUCAUGACAAGGGGAAGGAGCCUUUCACCUCUCCGGAGGAGGCUCCAUCCAGUACAGUACUAUCGAGCACACUCACCUCGUAUGUGGCCUUCACCCGGAAGAUCACCUGAAAUGGUAGUUGAUAGACAUCAAGAGCUAAUAAGACAUGGUCCAUCACCCGUUGUCAGGGUUGGUAUGUCGAGAUCACCCCAUCCACAACCUUGUUUUCCUGAAGAUGGAAUAGUCAGAAGGAAUGUUUCGCCUCCUUAUCCUCAGUUUCCUGCUGACAUGAGAGACAUGCUUCCUGUUGAUGAUCUUAACUUUCACAGGCCUGGUGGGGUUCUUCAGAGGAAUUUAAGGAGGUUUGACAUGAUGCCACAUGAUACUGUUGAGGACUACCUUGGACCUCCAGACUUUGUCGAUCAUUUUGAUCGAAGGGAUUAUUAUGAUAGGCGUGAACGUGUUCAACCUUUGUAUCCAGGUUGUGAUCCUGGUGACAUUGGAAAGGAUGCUCUUCCUUAUGAUGAUGGUUGUCAUAUGCCUAACAGGUUUUUCCCAGUGGGUGAAGUGAUUCCUGCUAGGGGCAGCUCAAGGGACUUCGUCAGUCACAUAAGGAACCGACUUGGAAAUGCUACUAACAUAUUUCGAACACAGGAGCAGGGUGAAGAUUACAGAUAUCAUAGAAAACAAGGAUGGCAUGAAGGUGGUUUCAAUGAUAUGAGGCCUAAAAGGAGAAAGUUCUAAUAGUGUAGGUUGUUUUCAGGGUAUUAGCAUGUAUGCCAAGAAAACUGGUUGCCAGCUCUUGGGCUUGACUUCCCUCUUUUAUGGUGGCCCAGAUUUGGUCCUUCAUGGAGAAUGGUGCAAAUAGAAGGCGAUCAGCAUGACUCAGUUGGGUAAGUUAUUGAUGCUCAUUUCUUCGUGGACUAAUAUGUUGCACCAACGUGGUUGGCAUUACUGCAAAAAUAAAAGAAAAAUAUUGGUUGGUACCAAGGAAAAAUAUAUGUCGAGACAUGGCAUAGCAGUUUUAUCGUAUCCUUUUCAAGGAACUUGGCAGGGAAAUAUAUUUGAGCUCUUUUUCUUCAUUGCCAAAGAUUAAUGGUCAGAAGAUGAGCGAAAAUGAAUCACUGUCUUUUGACUCGGUAUAUUAUAUCUUGCAUACAUCGACAGAAUCCUAAUUUUUCUUUAA